Hemibagrus wyckioides is the source of this 5552-nucleotide messenger RNA. It is a transcript of the gene maml1, whose product is annotated as mastermind-like transcriptional coactivator 1. Gene Ontology annotation, cellular component: nuclear speck; nucleoplasm. Gene Ontology annotation, biological process: positive regulation of transcription of Notch receptor target; Notch signaling pathway. The record is from RefSeq and is a predicted model, not a curated record. Gene Ontology annotation, molecular function: transcription coactivator activity. The coding region runs from base 1378 to 4437 and encodes 1019 amino acids. The transcript has 5 exons. NCBI's taxonomy places the organism in Eukaryota, Metazoa, Chordata, Actinopteri, Siluriformes, Bagridae.
AGAAAAAAAAAAAAAACUUGUUACAAGAUGGCGGCGGCGGACUGCUGGUACACUGGAAAACAAUAGAAACAGCUAGAGCGAGAGUGGAGUUUUAUUUGUUCGCUAUUGCGUUUUCUUUUCGCUCGGUUCGUCUACACGCCGGCUCCGUGUCGGUUGUUCUCGGGUGUGAGUAACUUUUACGGCUCGCUAUCGGCGAAAGGGAUUUAUUUAUUUCCAGCAUGCUUUGUUAUUAGGGCUAGUUAGCGCUAGCUUGCUAGCUUAGCUACAUCCGUAGCUUCGCUCAGUACUAUCUAGCUCUAUAGUUUUAAUACAGAUCAGCUGUUAGCCAGCUAGCAAUUCUUUUAAAGAGGAAAAAAAAAAAAAGUUGUGAAAGUGGAUAACUUCCUGCUUUAAUCCUUUAGUGGAUGAGGACCAUUUUUAUCCUGGCUGUUUUUUUACACGAUAUAGUUGUUUGUGUCAGAAAUGUUGAAAGUUUGAUUGAGAGGAGAGGAGAGUCCAUUCUGCUGGAAGAGGCUAAGUUGGGUGAAAAGUCUAAGUAGAAGAGGAACGCUGUAUCAUCCCAGGACGUGAGACGCACACACACACGUCUAAUAUAUUUUUUUUCCUUCACGUGAUUCUUCUGUAAAGCGAUGGUUUACUUCUGGUGAUGUCUUCCCUGGACCAGUUAGUUUAUUAACUAAAACUAUCUGCAGUUUGAUCGUGUUGAUAGUCCGUGUCCACCUCUGCACUGAAAGCUCUGCUCAUAAAGAUUUUAUUCCUGGUGUUUACUGAAGGAAAAGUUUAACAAUCUCUUAUGGAUUUAAGGUUGUAAAAACUUUCUUUUUGAUGAAAGCUGUGGAUGGCUGAAUUGGAUGGCUUAACUUUUACCAUUCGAGAUGCCGUGGAGAUUAGAAAAGUCUGUAUUGAGUCAAUAGUGUAGAAAUACUGGGUAAGUUUGACUUGGAUGUGUAUGAUCGGGGUUUGGGAUAAGUCGUACGUGUAAAAGUUGUUUUGUUUUGUUUUUCGAUGGAAAAAACUGAAUUUCGAUUUUUUUCUUGCUGUGAUUUUGUGUAGGCGUGUGUGAGCUCUCAGACUGGCCCGACAGUUAACGCCAGAUCGCUAAACUAUGUCGGAGUUGUUGUCGUUGUGGUGGUGCUAGAGCACUAUUUGGCAAAUAUUGACUGAAAUGGAGGCAGUUAAGUGUGUUUUGUAAUAAAUAAAUAAAUAAAUAAAUAAAUAAAUAAAGGUGAAAGGACAGGGGGUUCGAGUCGCCCACACGCCGUAAGGAGGGGGGGUCAAAAAGAGAAGAAGAAGAAGAGCCAGGCGAAAUCAGCGAGACUGAAGUUUUUUGGCUGACUUUAAAAAAAAAAAAAAGCGUCUCGGUAGCGCGUGAACGCCAUGGCGGAUUAUGUGGUGUCGCGGCACAGCGCGGUGAUGGAGCGGCUCCGGCGGCGCAUCGAGCUCUUCCGGCGGCAUCACAACAACUGCGAGAGCCGCUACGACAACACGGCCAUGGAGCGCCUCGAACUCGAGAGGCAGCAAACUUUCGCCCUGCACCAGCGCUGCUUACAGACCAAAGCCAAGCGCUCCAACAAACACCGACAGCCGCAGACGGGAAGCGAGCAGGCGGCGCAGAGAAGCACCGGGAACGCGGAGAGCGCGGAGGGAGGAGGAGGAGGAGCAGGAGGAGGAAGCGCGCCUGGAGAGCAGAGCCGUAACAGCACUCUGAUCGCGCUGCACGAGACAGUGAAGAGGAAACUGGAGAACGCCAGUCCUCCUAGUGGCCGGGACCAGGUAAAUGGAUUCAGUGAUGGUUACCCCCAAGCCAAAAAGUCAUGUUUGGAGGAUGCUUUGGGAAGUUUAAAUGGGACGUCAAAUGGCGGCAUGCCCCCUCUUUCACCCAUGGACACCAAGCAUGGUGUAGCUGCUGAUUUGGCACUGAAUGGUGCACCAGCUGUGGGUACUGCUGAGCAAAAUGGCGUCACUCUAGCCACGGAAUCUGACAUCCGCCUGAAGGAGCUAAAGCAAGAACCCAUGGAUGAUAUCCUGCCUACCGGUGGGGGCAACGGCAACAUCAUCCUGCCUGACCUCAACCUGAAUGAACAGGAAUGGACUGAGCUCAUGGAGGAGUUUAAUCGCUCUGUGCCUUAUGAAGAAAUUCAAGAGCUUUUCAACGAUGGUUUUGAGGACCGCAAAGAAUCUGAGGUGCCGUCUGGCACUGUGGCACCUACUAGCCUUCUCCCCACAGAUCUUGCUGGCACAGUUAAGGCAGAGUUUUCUCCAGCACCAGCAUCUUCUGCCUUUGAACAAGACACGCGCACUGGGUCACCACAUAUCCCGUCCACCUCAUCGGGGCCUCCGAUGCAUGCCAGCUCCCCAAUCAUGCCCCCUGCCUCUGCCUCCUCACCUGCUCUGACAGGACACCAGCAUACACAGCAGCAGCCAAGUCAGCCCAGGCCGCUGCAAACCCACCUGAUGCCACCCAAAGACUUGUCACCAGCACAGCAGCUGCAGCAGCUAGCUGCUCGGGAGCAGCAAAGAGCACAGCUCAUGCAGAACCAGCACCAGGCCCAAAAGCAGCAGAAACAACAACAACAGCAGCAGCAGCAGCCGACGCCUAAAUUUCACCAGCAGUCCAAUCUUCCCUCCACUUGGCAGAGUGCCCCUCCUAAUCAGAGUCCGCUAGGAGGUGGCGCGUUUGGCCAGGAAAAGCCAAAUAGCCCCUCUCUCUACUCUUCCGACUUCCAGAAUCCCAAGCCCCUCCUGAUGCCCGGCCAGCAUCCCAGUAAGGGCUCCCCAAAAGCCAAUGCUCCAGGGGCAUACAUGCAGCCUAGUGGGCACCCAAUGAUGGGUCAUGGUGCUGCUCCAUCUGGAACCCUCAGCCAUCAACCAGCCUCUGGAGGCCAGACGGCCAUGUUGGACUACAACAACACCAAACCACUGAGCCACUUUGAGGCUGGAGCACCAAGAGGCCCUGUGAACCCACAGAGCCAGAACAAAGCAGCAAUGCUCAACCUCCUGCGCCAGCACCAGCACCAGCACCAGCAGCAGCAGCAGAUGAAGCCGAGGCCCACUGGCAUGCCGUUCAGACCCCCAACGCAUCUGCCACACACUCAGCAGGAGCCUGGUACUUACCCAUCUACCCCUCACGUCCCAGGCCCUGGUGCUGCCAUGGUAACACAGCCGGGUAGCAAUGGCAUGGCAGCUAACCACAAUAAUGCAGCAUAUCUGAGCCUGCAGAAGCAGCAAAUGCAGAUGAUGACUCAGCAGCAGAAACAGUUCCUCCAGAGACAGAUGAUGGCCGAGCAGGAGAAGCAGCGGCAGCAGCAGGAGCAGCAGAUGCAGAGGCACCUAACACGUCCACCACCUCAGUACCAGGACCAGCAGAACCCACCUACCCAGCAAAACCCAUUCCAGCAGCAGCCACAGGUCUCCCAGUUUCCAGGCUCGUCUCAGCCAAUGGGUAGCGUGAACUCCCUUGGAGGCCCAGCUCCUGGUGUCCCGCGCAUGUUUCCUCAAAAUCAAAGCAUGAUGGGAAUUAAUCAGGGGGGAGGUCCUGCCCCCGGUGCUCCUCCAGCAGGCAGUCAAGCAGAUCUGAGCCUGUCAUCGUGUGCGGGUGGACUUGAGGCCCAGCAGGUCAUAUACGGAAACAUGCCUAUGCAUCCGUCCCAUGCCAACCAGCAGAGACUGCCCGUUUCACCCAUGCAGAACUACAGGCACAACGUUCUAGCACAGCAGCAGGCACAUCUCAAACAGCAACAGCAGCAGUUGGCUCGUAUGCCUAACAAUAUGCCCGGUGCCAUGGCUAACAACAUGAGCUCCAUGCCCAGUUCAUUGCCCAAUACCAUAACCAGCAAUAUCCAGGCUGCAUUGCCUCCACAGGCCCAGUCGUGGCAGCAGCAGCAGCAGCAGCAUCCAGGUCUUCAGCAGGGCAUGGCUGGUCAGCCUAAUACCAACAAUGGUGCCUUACCCGCUGGCUUUCCGAACUCUAAUUUCCACAUGCAGCCCAGGAUGACCAAGCUGCCUGGGAGUGCACCCUUCAACCAGGCUGGCUUGGGGAAUGGUGCAGCAGGCAGGGCUAUGGUGGGUAUGAACCCGGGGCAGAUGAUGCCAAAUGUGGCCCAGCAUAGAGCCAACAGCGGCACCAUGGCACAGCAGCAGCCUCAACAAGGACAGUCAGCACCACCUCAGUCACAGCAGGUGCUGCCCGACCUGGGGCCGUUUGGGCAGCCGCAGGGUGGUCAGGUGCCUACCCGUACCGCAAGCAUGCAGUGCAACCAGGCCUACCAGGUCAAUCGGACACCCAGUCAGCAGAUGCCGUUUGCAUAUAACGCCCAGUCGGCGGGCGGCUUAGCCAGCUUUCCCGGGGAGAGCGACCUGGUGGACUCGCUGUUAAAGAACCAGUCUACGCAGGAAUGGAUGGAUGACUUGGAUGAGCUGUUGGCCAGUCAUCAGUGAUUGGCACUCGGACUAGAAACUUGAGUGAUGUGGACAUUACUGACUGUUCUAUGGUCAGAACUGCUGUACUGUGUGCAUGUGGGGGCGGGUGUCUGAGUAUUGGGCAUGAGAAGCCUGUGUGUUGAGUAUUCCUAGGGCUUUCAUGAUAAUGUGUAAAGCUAAACGAAAGAAAAAAAAAGUCUACUACUGAUCCUGUGGCUCAGUACUAAAACCACUGAAUCAUACCCAAAUUUGAUGGGUCAAAACGCACACAAAUACUCACACUGCUUUUGUUUUUCUUUUUGCUGUCGAGGCUAGAUAAAUGUGCCUAAAAUACUAGGUAUCCAGGCCAAGGCCAGGAAGACAAAGUCUGCAUAUUUGACAUAAUCAUGGACUGUAUUUGAGACCAUAGACUUGUACCGAGGAUAGCCACCUUCCUCACUCCUUUCAAACGAUUCUCACAAGCCUUAGUCAUAAAUCCAUGGCCUUAAAUCUACUGUCAUACCCACACACAUCUGUGACUGAUUCCACAACAGGGAGUUAGUUUAUUCCUCCUGUUCAGCGUAUUCAUUUGGCAGUAGAGUUUGGUGUGUACCGAGCAUCCCAAGUUUUUGUUCUUAGAAAACGUGCGGUUUAGGAAGUCGACGGUUCAGCAUUAUGCUAAAACACUAAAAUGUACGUUAACACCAUUUUUGUUCAACGUUACACUAAAUCAAAUGUUAUUCCCUUUAAACAUUUCUAACCAAUCAGAUAGGGGAAGGGGUGUCGUCUAAUCGCUUUUUUUUUCUUCUUCUUCUUUCCCCAAAGCUCCCCUUCCUGUGUUUGUUACAUUGGGGUAGAUUGAAUGUUCCACCUUGAGGAAAUGUGUAUGCGCGUGCGAGUGUGUGUGCACUUGGGUCUCAGUUGACGUAUGGCUUAUCUGUCCGCAUCUAGGAGCAAGUUUCUCAGUAUCUGACAGGGCUCCGUGUUUAUUUAUAUAUAUUUUUUGUAUGUAUGCAUUUCCUAAUGUUCUUAAGAAGAUAGAUCUUAUUUUUAUAUGUACAUUGUUGCCGAAUUUUUGUAAGUAUUUUAUACUUUUUAUUAUUGUUCUCUGCAAAAAAACGAGAGUAUUAUGUAAAUAUAGUUCUUUAGAAACA